This is a messenger RNA of Linum trigynum, 5331 nucleotides long. Lineage: Eukaryota; Viridiplantae; Streptophyta; Magnoliopsida; Malpighiales; Linaceae. The record is from the annotation of a GenBank genome assembly.
AAUGCAUUUUCAAAUCACUUGUUCCAAAAGUAGAUGGAUAUUUUAACGUUGAUGAACAAUAUUUGCAAGCAGCUUUUCUAGUUUCCUUAUCCGACCAAUUCAUUCUAUUAUGAUGCGCCCAUACAGCUGAAGUUCCGAAUGUACCUUCUUCAUUUUCAUCAACUUCCAACAAAAGCUUCCUUAUCCGACCAAUUCAUUCUAUUAUGAUGCGCCCAUACAGCUGAAGUUCCGAAUGUACCUUCUUCAUUUUCAUCAACUUCCAACGGAAGAUUUCCUUGAGAAGGUGCAUUGGUGGAGACAUCCAUGGGAUUGUUGCUAACUUCAUCCAUAUCCUCGCCAUUUUAAUGAAUCAAAUAAUUAAUACCAAGUGAAGAUGGUAUAUUAUUAUAACCAUGUUAAAGAAUCAAAGCAAACAACAAUCUAUCAUUGAAAUCCAUUCAUUUCAAUCUGCAAUUCUCUUCGCUGGUACAAUCCAUUCGUUUCACAACAAAGUCUUGACACGGGCAUCAAUGAUGCCAACCAAAGGAAUUAAAAGGGACGAUGAAAAGAAUUAAGAAUUCCAUCGAAAUUAGCAACCCAUAAUAGAGCUUAAUCUGUCUAUGGGAUCUCUCUAUUCAUGAGUCUAAAUGAAAUAAAGAAAACUAGUGAAAGUGCCUUUGACUAAAACAGAAUCAUUCUCAGUUUCUAUAGCUAAACCAGGUAAUCACAAAACAAUGGCUAUAUAGAGAAGAUGGACUCUAGUUGGAUCAAACUAGAAGUUCAAAGUUGAAGAAAUGAACAUUGAAGUGGAUAUACCUCAGCUAUAGGCUCUUUCAAAGCCUUCCUGGUAAGCCUGAACCGGAUCCCCAACUUCUCAAGCUGCCUUGACAAAACCCUAACGAUGGUAGCAGUACUUCUCAAAUCCUCUUCUAACUUCUCAAUUCUCUCGAGCAAAUUCACACUAUCUCGACCUUCCCGCACUGAUUUCAGAAGAGGAAACAUGCAAUGUGUUAAUUGUAUAGGUUUGAAUGUCACCAAAAGCUUAAACAAAUCGAAACACAAUCUACAACAUAUAAAAACAACCAAAUCGAAACACAAUCUACAACAUAUAAACACAACCAAAUUGAAGCUUAACCGAUCUUAGUCUGCACUCUGCCAAAUUUCCUCUCUUCUCAUCUCUGCAACUGCAACCCACUCCCCCAGAUCACCUUUAUUGCCAUCUUUCCUUCCUUGAUUCCUUCUCCCUAGUUUUUACGUUGUUUACUCUUACAUCCUUACAAAACUUCAAUUCCAACCUCUCUUGGACUGUCAUAAUCAUCCUUGCAUCACCAUUCCCAUCUGAUCGUUCGUACGCCUAUUGUAAUUUAACAUUGUAACUAGCAUUACAAGCAUGGUUUUACACUAACCCACUAAGCGAAAGAUCGAACAGCCUCAGAAUGAGGCUAAUUACAAGAUUUUGGCAGUGGUCGAAAGACUUACUGAGGAAGUCGAGGACGAGGCGGCCGUCGGAGAGGCGGCCGUCGGAAGCGUGGAAGAAAGAGCGGCAGUUGGGGAGGUCGAUGAGGAAAUCGAGGCCGGCGACGAGCUCGUUGGAAAGGCAAUGGAUCGAGAUUUUAGGGUCCCUUUCAGUCUAUGAGAAAGAACGGAGAAGAGGUAUCGUGAAAGCACAAGGGCUGGGCUGGUCGGCUUGACGCCGGAGACAGUCGGCUGGACGCUGGAGGCAGUCGGCCUCGCCAAGAAUCGGUGGAGAUUUUAGGGAAAGGGUUUUUACAGUCGAUGACGAUGAGAAACGAGGGCGAUAUUUCACGGGUCACGGGUCACGGGUCACAGGGUCUAAAAUUUGAUGUGGGUUCCGGGUCAUCAGGGUCAACCGGUCAAGUGAGUUUUUUAGGGUCAGAUAUUAUUUUGACUAGCUUGGACCCGGCCGGUUGGCCGGAAUAUUGUAAGUUUUAAGAUAUCAGAAGUUUCCUCAAAUUGAAAGAAAGAAACCUGCCGCAUGCUCGUGUACUGUACACGCAGACACCUUUUACUGUACAACGUGACUAAGAUUUACUGUUUCAAACUGGCGUGGGCUGGCGUGUGGGCUGUUGUUGGGUGAGGCCUCAUUGGGAUCUGACGGAGUUUGGGGGCUCGGUCGGGGUGGGACUGGUCGUUGCCUUCUGGUUGCCCUUCUUUGGGGUCGUUUGGUGGCCCCGGCGCCCGUUGGUCAUCAGAGAUCGAUAUUUGACUUUGGCCCGAGCGGGCAGGAACGAGGGUUUUCGUUAGUGGGAUGGAACUUGGUCGUUGGGCUGUUUUGGUCUGCUGGAUCGGUUGUGAUCCACGAACGCGUUGGUCAUCAGAGCCCUCUCGGUGACUGGAGCCUGCACAGUUGCUUGAUUGGAUGGAUUUCAGGCGCGCCGCCGGUCUAUUUUCCUUGGCAGCUGUGUCAGGGUCUUUGCAAGCGAUCGACGGUUUUGUGGGUGGGAGACUCAGAGGUAGUGGGCCAUGGGGGGACUGAAAGGGUUGAUUGAAAGGAGCUGUGCUGCUCAGUGGCUCUGCAAGUGGCUUAGGGCAAGGUCAGGGUCUUUGAGGUGUGGAGCGGUUGAGAGGUGGGAGUCGUGCCGGUUUCAGAGGCUGAGAGAGAAGGGAGGUAUGGGAGAAGAGAGGUAUGUCUUGAUGAUGUAGACUGGGCAUACUUUCUGAAUCUGGAAAGGUAAUUGAGGGGACUGAUGAGAGAAGCUAAGUCAGGCGUCAGGGAGCAGGAGGGAGCCUCUUCCGAUCAAUUAGUCGAGAGGGGAUAGGGAUCUAGCUGUAUCCAAUUGCCCUUUCGAUUUCCGAGAAGCAUCAGAGAGGGGUCUUAGUUGUAGACUAUCAUCGAUUGUGUGGUUGGGAGAAGAGCUUAGCUUUUUAGGAGGAGGUGAGAGACUAGAUAAAAUAGCCAGCUCUGUCUCUAUGCAUUCUUCCCAUUUUUAUUUUCGAAUUCUCUCUCUAUCUCUGAAAUCUCGAUGAAUAUUGUUUCUCUCUCAAACUUCCUUCUAAUCUCCCACUCUCUAGGCAGAUCGACUAUUGUCUUUUGUUGAGUUUUGGAUUGAUUUGAGGAUUCAGGGCGCCAUCUGUGGUAGAGAAUUCUUCCAGUUUAGCUACUCGCUAGGGUGAAUCGAAUCCAGAUGAUCAGAGCGGAGAAAAGGUCAAUUCGGAAAGUGUUCCUUGCAAUAUUCCAUCGGUAAGCGAUCGUGUAUUUCUUCGUUCGUAUUUGCUUUCUGGGUCUGGUCGUGCCUCAUCAAACUAAGUUUCAUGGUUUCUUAGUUGAGAACAUUGGAAUCUGAUGGAGUAUGGUGUCUUGGUUGGGAUGGGACUGGUGGUUGCAUGUGUGGUUUCUUUGGCUUGGUUUCUUGGUUCUUCUCAUCGGCGUUGACCCUCACUGAUCUGGUUGUACCCGAUCCCUGUUUUGAUGCAUUUUCAGGUGGGAUUGUGAGAAGCGACGACUGCUAAUGUGCACCUCUUUGAGCACCUCUUGGAGUGUUGAUCAAAGUUGUACGUACCAACGGCAGGGGAGCUGAUAUCCACGACACAGGGGAACCAGAUUUGCGAACCAUGACGUUAUAAGGUGAGCCAUUGAUGGUUUUUCUUUGUUUCUUGUCUGUGGUGUUUAGUUUUUCCGGGCUUAUUUUGUAAUUCCUUUUUCUCUCUUUUAUGAAGAAAUACAGGCGACGAGUUCCUGGUAGAGAUUUCUUUGGCCGGCGGUAGUUGUUGGAUCCAUGUUAGAGACCAAAAAUAGGACAUGAUUGUUUGGAUUUCAAGGGCAAUCUAUCGAGAAACUGAAGUGAUGCAUAGGAGCCUUCAAAAAUGGAUUUCGGGAGAGGUUUCUAGCUUCCUCCCAUCCAUCACUAUUCAGUGUCUCCACACCUUACUCUGGUUAUCUUUUGUUUCCCCUACUCAAUGGUGUUUAUGAAGCAUUCUCCUCAUUGUCCGUGCGUUUAGUUGAUCUGUCACGUAGCCUUUGCCGGAGAGUCUCAAUGACGCUGUGCUUGCUGGAAAGUAUCUUGCCGCUCUGUUUCUUUGCAUUAUAUGUUUGAUUUUGUUGUUUGUUCUAGGAAUCGAGUGGUAAGCUCUUGGUACUUCUGUUUCUUUUUUCACACACUCUCUCUGUAUGUUGAAUUGUUCUCUCUCCACCGCUAAACUGUUUAGGUUGUUCUGUCUUUCGGAUCUCUUUUCUUUCAUAACAAUCUCGACGUGAGUGCUUAUCUCAAUGGAUUUGUUUGCCUUUUCCUCUUCUGGAUCGGGUUCAGAUUCCUCUCAGAUUUUGUGCGGUGGAACUUACGGCGUGGAGAAGAUGGAUAUUUCAUUGGUGAUGGUUUAGGUAACGGAGGUCCUAGGGUGACCAGGACACUAAUGGGUUCAAUUUCUUUAAGUUUCCUUUUAUUCCUAUUAUUAUUUCCUUUACUGAUCGAGCUUGGUAAUUUCAUGAAUGAAUAUGGCCGCCUAUAGCUAAGAUCAGUAGCAAAUGGUACGUAGUAUAUCCAAUCUUUCCUUUCCAAGCCUUACCAGUUUAUUCUUGGGCAGAGCCCUUAGUUUAUUUUUUGUUAUUUACAGAUUUUGUUCUGAGAUGAUUUAUGAUUACUCAGCUCAUAUCCUUUUUGUCAUCUAAAGUUCAUUUCAAGCAGUUGAAAGUACUGUUUAGUUACCUCAUGGAUUCAUGGUGUCUUGAUUGCCACUCUACUUCAUUUGAAUUUCUGUAAUUGGGUUCUUGGGUUCUAUGUAGUACUUGCUUAGCUAUACAUGGAUCUCAUACUUGAAGAGACUUCUCUUUUUCAGAUGAUGAUUUUGUAGUCUAUUGUCGAUGUCACUUUCUUUUCUCUAAUUCUGAAAAAUUGUUCUCUUUUGGUGGAAUAUAUUGAUUUUCCCAUUCUCAUAGGUUUACAAUUUUCCGAUCCAGUAGUCUAUGUAGGAAAAGCAUGCACGCUGUUUGUUCGAGGUGCAAACCCUGUUGCUUCCAGUGUGCUGUGUACUGAAUUAUGUUUAUGUUUUCUAUGGUUUAGGUUGCUUUCUCUUCUACCGACGAUUGAAGUUGAGAGCUGGGAGUUACCAUGAAAAAUCAGUGAAUACCUACCGUGCAUAGUUCUGUUGUGCUCCCGUUGAAAGGAAAUGCAACUCUGCCUCUGGUGGCAAAAUCUUCUAACAACCAAGAGUUAUCGUAAUGGACUGUCCCUCAAACUCUUCACAUCUUCCUUCUCAUGGUUAAUUGAUGAUUCUGUAGUUUGCUCAUAUAAUCUCUUUGCGUUCUUUAAUAGGGCUGGUGGUGGUUGUGUAUCAUGUAAAGAUACUUGAGGAAUUAGGUUGUGAUCCCUGUGUUUGGCCAAAAGUGGGUUGUAG